CAGACAGACUGAAGAAAUGUGAGAACUGAGCUUUAAGGAGAAUCUGUCCGGAUGGUUUUAAACUCAGCAGGCUUCACUUUCGUUUAGAUAUAAAUGAGGUCUGAUGGAUCCAGUGUGCGGUGAGCCCUCCAACGGGCUGACCCUGCAACAAGCCCUAAAAAGAUCCAGGAAUUAGCCGCAUCCUGCGCGUUCAUAACCCACGGGAACAUCUGGAAAUAUGGGAACGUGUCCUCGCGCCUGCUGCUGUGGAUUUUAGGCCGAGUAGAGGAGGAGAUUUGACGCGUGCAGCUCCGGUAGGAUGCUAUAGAGAGUAAGCGCAGCCGGACUCACGGGGAGACAGUGAAGAGGGACGAGGAAGAUGAAGGAGAAAUCUAAAAACGCGGCCCGGACUCGGAGGGAGAAAGAAAACAGUGAAUUUUAUGAACUGGCCAAACUGCUGCCACUGCCCUCCGCCAUCACCUCCCAGCUGGACAAAGCGUCCAUCAUCAGACUGACCACCAGCUACCUGAAGAUGAGGAUCGUUUUCCCUGAAGGUGAGGGGCCCUCUGAAAAAUGGAUUAAUGUCAUACGAACGCAGCUCAUCGAUGGGGUCACUCAGGAGCUGGGCUCUCAUCUCUUACAGACGUUAGACGGCUUCAUCUUCGUGGUCGCUCCAGACGGUAUCAUGUACAUAUCAGAAACAGCAUCAGUCCACCUGGGCCUCUCGCAGGUAGAGCUCACAGGAAACAGCAUCUACGAAUACAUCCACCCGGCCGACCACGACGAAAUGACGGCCGUCCUCACCGCACACCAGCCUUACCACUCACACUUUGUCCACGAGUACGAGAUGGAGCGCUCCUUCUUUCUGAGGAUGAAAUGUGUCCUCGCUAAAAGAAACGCCGGUCUGACCUGUGGAGGUUACAAGGUCAUCCACUGCAGCGGCUCUAAGAUCCGUCAGUACAGCCUGGACAUGUCUCCGUUCGACGGCUGCUAUCAGAACGUCGGGCUCGUGGCAGUAGGUCACUCGCUGCCACCGAGCGCCGUCACGGAGAUCAAACUGCACAGCAACAUGUUCAUGUUCAGGGCCAGCCUGGACAUGAAGCUCAUCUUCCUCGACUCACGGGUUGCAGAGCUGACGGGAUACGAACCUCAGGAUCUGAUCGAGAAGACUCUGUAUCAUCACGUCCACAGCUGCGACUCCUUCCACCUGCGCUGUGCUCAUCACUUGUUGCUGGUCAAAGGUCAGGUCACCACCAAGUACUACCGCUUCUUAGCCAAGCAGGGCGGCUGGGUCUGGGUUCAGAGUUAUGCAACUAUCGUCCACAACAGCCGCUCAUCCAGACCUCACUGCAUCGUCAGCGUCAACUAUGUGCUCACGGAGACGGAGUACAAAGGCCUGCAGCUCUCUCUGGACCAGGCGGCGUCCAAGACCUCUUUCCCCUACAGCAGCAGCACCUCUGGCAGCCUCGCAGACGCCUGCAGGACGCCCAAGAGCAGAAUGUCCCGGCCCAAGACCAAAGCCCGACUCUCGCCGUACACACAGUAUCCCAGUUUCCAGACCGAGCGGUCAGAGUCGGACCAGGACAGUCCGUGGGGAAGCAGCCCCCUCACAGACUCCGCCUCCCCUCAGCUGCUGGAGCACAGCGAAGGACCGGAUGCCUCCUGCGUGUACAGACAGCUCUCUGAUCCUCGGACGCUCUGCUACAGCCUCUCUGAAGAGCAGCAUCACUCCGCCGGGGACGGCUACACACACCUCCACGCUCACGGUCAGGGUCAGAGCUGCGAGCGGGGUCGCUGUGAGGCGGGGCGGUACUUUCUGGGAGCUCCUUCGACCGGCAGGGAUGCAUGGUGGGGCACGGCGCGGUCCAUCAUCCCGCUGAGCAAGAGCUCGCUGGAGAACCAGGAGGGAUACGACAGCAGCAUGCCGCACAUCACGGCCAUCCACAGCUACCACGGCCGGGGCCACUGGGACGAGGACAGCGUGGUCAGCUCUCCAGACGGAGGCUCGGCCAGCGACUCAGGGGAUCGAUACCAGGCCGAGCACUACCGCUGUAGCCCCCAGCAACCCAGCAAGAUUGAGACGCUGAUCCGAGCCACGCAGCAGAUGAUCAAAGAGGAAGAGAGUCGACUUCAUUUACGUAAGAACCUCCUGGACUCUCCUUUAGGGCCAGCUAAUGGACUGCCAAAGGGCCCUGGACCAUGCUUAACCCCGGAGUACACACAAGGGCCCCUGCAGACCGUGUUGUGUCGAGGUUUGAGUCAGGUCAUCAGCCCCGCACAGAGCCCGAUCCCUGUUUCCAGGCUCAGCAGUCCAGGAUCUGAGCGCCUCAACAAGCCCAAAGACUACCUCCAAACAGACCUGUCCCCUCUCUCUCUGCCGUUACACCACCCGUUUGGUCGGCCAGGCCAGUGCUCAGCUUCCCCCACCCCAGCACCAGCCCUGUACCCUUCACACACCCACUCACGGCCCUACUUGGACAAGCACGCAGGCUACUCACUGUCAGGUUACACUCUGGAGCAGCUCUACGACCCGGAGAACCUGCGGGGCUGCUGCUCCUCCGCCAGCACAGGCCCCUCCCACUACGAUAUGACCCCUCACCUCCGCAUGCCGGCAGAGCAGACCUCCGGACACAAAGGCACCUCUGUCAUUAUCACCAAUGGCAGCUAACACUCAUCACACACACACACAAACACACACACACACACACACACACACACACCCACACACAUACACAUAAACAUAGUGGGACUGUUUCACACCGCUGAGCUGGUUGGCUCCAUAAAACACGAGGCCGUCAUCAGGAGGGAUCCUGUCAGCCUGAUUCUCAUCCUGCAGAUCAAUUCUGAUCCACAACUUGUUCUUUAGGACGGCAAACUAUCAUCCAGGUGUUGCUCAAACUUCAGUUUGUUUUAAGUUCGACAUAUUUUUGGGGUCUGAAGGUUUAACAGAAAGACUCCUUUGAUGAAAACAGUAGCUUUAACCUGGUAGAAAACCCACCUCUACGAGCAGUCAGAUAGUUUGUGUCUCCGGGGUUAUUCUUUGUUAUUUUGGAACACAAUCACAAACAAGCUAACCAAUGAAGUCAGCGGCAGACUAACAACAAAACAAAGAUACUCUAUGAAACA
This is a messenger RNA of Notolabrus celidotus (New Zealand spotty), 3105 nucleotides long. RefSeq names its product SIM bHLH transcription factor 1a (gene sim1a). The record is from RefSeq and is a predicted model, not a curated record. Gene Ontology annotation, biological process: regulation of transcription by RNA polymerase II. Gene Ontology annotation, molecular function: RNA polymerase II transcription regulatory region sequence-specific DNA binding; protein dimerization activity; DNA-binding transcription factor activity, RNA polymerase II-specific. NCBI's taxonomy places the organism in Eukaryota, Metazoa, Chordata, Actinopteri, Labriformes, Labridae.